AGUUCUGUGAUUAAAGAAUUGGCCACUGUGACAAUAAGACAUAGGUCAUUAAAGUGCAUUCCAUUACCAUGAGUUGGCAGGAGUUCAGUUCCUUGAAAUUUUAAUCUGAUAGGGUAUAUUAAAUGGAAAUACAUUCUCUUUAAUGAAACUUGCGAAAGGAAGGAAUCUGCUAUUUUCAAUCCUGGCAUGACUGGCACUGAACAUCUCGAUGAAAAUAGUUGGAAAAGAAAAGCUUUCAAAGCCAUUCUGUUCUCAGAGUACCCGAGCCAACUAAACUGUGAGAAGUGAGCGCCUUGCUUUUGUGCAUCCCAUUUCACAUGGAGGACAAGAGGUUAUUCUCUGCAAUGGCUGACUUCCAGAGUUUUUGCCUGAACGUUUUUGUCAAGUAAAUAUUCCCUUCUCUAGGCCUUUCUAUAUAGAGCCUACCAACAUUGUCAAUGUGAAUGAUGUCAUUCAGAGGGUUAGUGACCAUGCUGCUGCUAUGAACAAGCGGAUUCAUUACUACAGCCGGCUCACCACUCCUGCAGACAAGGCACUGAUUGCUCCAGACCAUGUAGUUCCUGCUCCAGAGGCAUGCUAUGUGUAUAGUCCAUUGGGCUCUGCCUAUAAACUUAAGAGUUACACUGAAGGAUAUGGUAAAAACACCAGCUUAGUUACUAUUUUUAUGAUUUGGAAUACCAUGAUGGGAACAUCUAUACUAAGUAUUCCUUGGGGCAUAAAACAGGCUGGAUUUACUACUGGGAUGUGUGUCAUCAUGCUGAUGGGCCUUCUAACACUUUACUGCUGCUAUAGAGUGGUGAAAUCACGGACUAUGAUAAGUACAUCAGAUACGACUACCUGGGAGUAUCCAGAUGUGUGCAAACAUUAUUUUGGCUCCUUUGGGCAAUGGUCAAGUCUCCUUUUCUCCUUGGUGUCUCUCAUUGGAGCAAUGAUAGUUUACUGGGUGCUUAUGUCUAAUUUUCUUUUUAAUACUGGAAAGUUUAUUUUUAAUUUUAUUCAUCACAUUAAUGACACAGACACUGUACUGAGCACCAAUAAUAGUAACCCUGUGAUUUGUCCAAACGCUGGGCGUGGUGGCCAUCGUGACAACGGCUCCAUGGUUUUCUACUACAAUGACACGGAAGUGCAGCUGUUUGAGAAGUGGUGGGACAAGUCCAAGACAGUGCCCUUCUACCUUAUAGGGAUCCUCUUGCCACUGCUCAACUUCAAGUCUCCUUCCUUCUUCUCCAAAUUUAAUAUCCUGGGCACAGUGUCUGUCCUCUAUUUGAUUUUCGUUGUUACUCUGAAGGCUAUUCGCUUAGGAUUCCACCUGGAAUUUCACUGGUUUGUGCCAACAGAAUUUUUUGUACCAGAGAUAAGAGCUCAGUUUCCACAGCUGAUGGGGGUGCUUACUCUGGCCUUCUUUAUUCACAAUUGUAUCAUCACACUCUUGAAAAACAACAAGAACCAAGAAAAUAAUGUGAGAGACCUGUGCAUUGCUUAUAUGCUGGUGACCCUGACUUAUCUCUAUAUUGGUGUCCUGGUUUUUGCCUCAUUCCCUUCACCUCCUUUACCCAAAGAUUGUAUCGAACAGAACUUCUUAGACAACUUCCCUAGCAGUGACAUCCUGUCCUUCAUUGCAAGGAUAUUCCUGCUGUUCCAGAUGAUGACUGUAUACCCACUCUUAGGCUACUUGGCUCGUGUCCAGCUCUUGGGCCAUAUCUUCGGUGACGUUUAUCCUAGCAUUUUCCAUGUGCUGAUUCUUAACUUAGUUAUUGUGGGAGCUGGAGUGACCAUGGCCUGUUUCUACCCAAACAUAGGAGGGAUCAUAAGGUAUUCAGGAGCAGCAUGCGGCCUGGCUUUCGUGUUCAUAUACCCUUCUCUCAUCUAUAUAAUCUCCCUUUACCAAGAGGAGCGUCUGACAUGGCCUAAGUUGGUGUUUCAUGUUAUCAUCAUCAUUUUGGGCCUGGCGAACCUGAUUGCUCAGUUUUUCAUGUGAAAACUGUUUUCUCAAGAUAUCUCCUGGUAUUCUGAACCUUGGCAACGGUUCUGCAUAAAAGAACUUGAAAAUGCUGCCAUUGCUAUAAUUCUAAGUGUUCUUCUAAGAUAAUUGGAAGCGAGGGAAAUGAUAGUCUCUCCUAAGUAUUUUUGUACUCCAGCUGGGAGGACGUAAGUAUUAAGGAUGAUUUUUCUCAGUGCCCCUCAUUCCCAUGUAUCCAGGUAGAAAUGUGGGAGGACUCAUACUGAUGCUUCUGUCGAUGAGUUAGGUGGGUGUGCUUCACCUCGUCGAGGAAUCUCAGGGGUCUCGGGUCAGGGCAUUUUGCCAGACCCUGUGUGUGCUUCCAUGUGUGCUCUUCCACCUUCUUACUUGCUGGGCCAUUUCUCCAGUUUGCCCAAAGCUCUGCUGUCUCCAAGAGUAAAACAAAUACCUCAUUUUAAAAGAAGUUUCCAUGGCAUCAUUAUUAAUGGGAUGAAUUCCUAACUCAAUACUUAAUCUGAAGAACAAAAAACUUUAAAUAGUGUCAGUCCAUCAGAAACUGUGUAUAAGUUAGGGCCAAUGGGAUGGUUGAUAUGUCCGUGAGCACUUAGGUGGGAGGGUGAGAGGAUCUGGAGGCUAAGGUCAUCCUCAGUUUCACGGCCAGUUUAAUUGUCUCUUGGGGGAUGGGUUGUUUGUUUGUUUUAGGUUUCUUUCCUUGAGAAAGGUUUUCUCUAUGUAUCCCUGGCUGUCCUGAAACUUGCUCUGGGGACCAAGCUGGCUAUGACCAGUUGAAACCAGCCUGGCUAUAUAAAGCCUUAUCUCAAGACACUAAAAGAAAAGAGAGAAAACAAAAAGAAAUUAGGUGUCAGGACAAGUUGUGCAGAGUCUGUUGCUAUCUGACUCUUAAUUCGAAUCCAGCCCCAAUGACUUAGAUUGAGGUUACAAUUCCCAAGCCAGAUCUCACAUCUGAACAAAAGCAAUUGUCCUUGCAUCUUUCCUUUGAGAACUGUGUGGACUGUCAUGAAGCCCAGUGGAGGAAGCACAAAUGAAGAUGGGUAUGUGAGGCUCUUCAGGAGAGAAAGGAAUAGCUAGGAAGGGUAGGAUUGCCCAGUAUACCCUGAGUCAUCCUGGUUCAGGAGUGACCUCCUGGAGCCAGCCGACACCAUCUACCUGCUCCUAUAACAGGAAGGGAAGAGUUGGGUCUCCGCAAGAAAAGCUUCUCACAAGAUGAUUGAGAAAUCCAAUUUCUUAGAGUUAACACUCUUGCCGUCUUCCUUCUGAACAAAAAGCUAAAAAAUGCAGAUCUGUUUACCUUCUGUGUAACACGAUCUGUAGCCUACCCACAGCUUCAAGCAUUUAUAUUUCUCUAAUUUUGACUAAAUUGUUUAAAAUGUAUCAUGGUUCCUCUUCCCAGGACAGUGUCAUGUUCUAAAAAAAAACAAAAACAAAAAAACAAAACCAGGUAAAAUGUUUUUCAUAAAUCUUUAGUAAGCAGCCCCUGAUUUAAGACCAGCUUUAAUGUCUUUUAGCAUAGCUUUACAUCCUACUAGAGCAUGGGUCUAUGUUUAUAAGGAUCUGUAAUUUCUAGCACUUUCUAAAGUCUCAUUAUGAAAACUGUCAAUCAAAUGCACAAAUAGAAUAAUACAGAAAACUCCUGUACACCUAUCCCUGGGUUUAGUAAUUUGCUGGAUUAGCUGAAUUUGCUUCACCUGCUUCCUCCCGCAUUUUCUUUUCUACUGACAUAUUUAAAAGCCAGUCUCAGACAUUAUGUCAUUUCAUUUCUACAAACCUUAAUAUUCAGCUAAUAGCCCAGACUUUGAACCUAGUGACAUUUAUCACGGAGCUAGUCUCAAAAACUCUGGCUCACAGACAUUGGGUUGCAUGAGAACCCAUACUCUGGAAACUGGAACUUCAUGACUGCAGUCUUCUUCUGAGAGACAUUGGAGUUAGAGCUGGGUGUUGUAAGAUACCUCGCUAUGUUCUUAGUAGUUUCUUUUGUCUUUGAGAAUCUUAGAGACAAUUUUCACUCCUUUUUUUCUCCCCAAAGAUGUUCUUGGAUGCUUUAAUACUCUAUGCUUUAACAAUCAAGGAUAAUUGGAUGUGGUUUUGCCCAUUUCAUAGAUAAAAGAUAAAAGAAAUACAACAAGGGAUGCUACCCUCCAGACAAAAAAAUAAUAUGGAUUUAUGCUUUUGUUUCCUUAAGGACACUUAACAAUUUAGACCUCCUCCUGAUGUCCUGUUAGACAAGCCAAAUGACUUUGUCUCCUUACGUUUUUGUUUUUGUUUUUCCCCAUGAGACUCCCUUGGCCGGUCACUUGGCUUAGUCAGAGAACUCUGCACAUGAGUGCGUGUGUUCUGGCUAGUCUGAGAAUGGUGAGGUAGGAACCCACACUCUCUUACCCUUUGUCUCUCUGCUCUGAUCUCUGCACUUUCUAAUUAAGCCACUUUCACCUUCUGACUGGCCCUCGCACUUUCACCUUCUGGCUCUGCCUUGAGAUUGACCUUCAUUAGCACACACCCUAGGAUACUAGCAUUUAAAAUGAGCUGUUUAGUGAGAUCUUCCUUAGAAAUCCUGUGGAUUAGCUUUAGCUGUGCUAAUAUUAGAGGUAGGAAGGGAAAAUCAGGUAAGUUUUGUACCUGUGGACGUGGACAAUUGUGCCAAGUCAUGGCCAUCAGCACACUCCAAAAAUGUGUUUGGAAUGAGGAAUAUGUCAUUGUACCCCUCGGAAGAGGCUGUUUUAAAGAGAAAUGCUUCGUUUACAUUCAAUGUGUUUUAGAAAUGUUGCUAGCUAAUCACUGCAGCUGUGGGCUUGUUCUCUGCUUCUACUUGAAACUUAACAAGGAAAUGUUUGAUGUGUGGUUUUUAUUAUCAUUCCCUUAAGUGUUCUGUUUAAAUAAUUGAAUAGUCAGCAAUGCUCAUGACUUUGGAGAAGCUAAAGACAGCGCGCAUGUCCUAGAGGAUUUAAAAAAAAAAAAAAACUAAUGAAGAAACGGUGUUCUCUGGACAGUGCAUGAAGCAGUUAACUGAGCACCAUGAGAACAGCAGAGAGUUCUUGGGGGUGGGAGGCAUAGCAGAGGAGGGGGGACUUCUCAUAAGCAAGGGACCCAUUUCCUUGUUCCCGCUGUUCCCCCAGACUGCAUUCACUGUGCUCACCAGCUAGGAGAGAUAUGUUAUAUGUUGUUUGCUUCUUUGGAAUUCUCAGAUUUCCUCUAAAAUGUAUUUUGUGACAUUUAGCUGUUUCUUUGUGCUGUUAUUCUUUCUUCUUUAUGAACCCUAGAGUAUUUAUUUCCUAUGGCUCUUGGACAGAAAGCAUAAUAGUUUAAUGUGGGAUGUAAUUAGUAAUACACUGGGUGCUACAAACAUCUAUAAAGUUUCCAAAUUUUUAAUUUAAGUAUGAAUAUUCAAAAUGUCAAAUGUUUACAUUCAUUGAUGUAACAGUGUUUUGUUUUGUUUCUGUUACUGUGAUAAAAUACUA
Mastomys coucha (southern multimammate mouse) is the source of this 5433-nucleotide messenger RNA. RefSeq names its product solute carrier family 38 member 9 (gene Slc38a9). The transcript is spliced from 15 exons. Gene Ontology annotation, molecular function: amino acid transmembrane transporter activity. Gene Ontology annotation, biological process: amino acid transmembrane transport. The record is from RefSeq and is a predicted model, not a curated record. Lineage: Eukaryota; Metazoa; Chordata; Mammalia; Rodentia; Muridae. Bases 482 to 1978 code for a protein of 498 amino acids.